This is a messenger RNA of Blastomyces gilchristii SLH14081, 8522 nucleotides long. RefSeq names its product tho2 protein. Gene Ontology annotation, cellular component: THO complex part of transcription export complex. Bases 222 to 7856 code for a protein of 2544 amino acids. The transcript is spliced from 4 exons. Gene Ontology annotation, molecular function: mRNA binding. The record is from RefSeq and is a predicted model, not a curated record. Gene Ontology annotation, biological process: mRNA processing; mRNA export from nucleus. Lineage: Eukaryota; Fungi; Ascomycota; Eurotiomycetes; Onygenales; Ajellomycetaceae.
CAAAUAUUCAAUCGACAACUUCAACUGCGAUUCACGCAACCGGUGGACAAAGCAAACGCGAUUAACCGAAAACGAUCAGAAAGCUGUGAAAGGCUUGUGGGCCUUCUUGUUUAACCUUCCUUAUGGAUAGUCUGCGACUGAUAGUCAAAACCUUAUGAAUCGCUCUUUCAACGCGUCAAAUUUCAUUCUCCUGAGCGACAACGCGCCCCCAAGCAUCCACCAUGGCUCCUCCGGCUGGUGGGAAGCGUAAACGCGGCGAUAGGUCAUGGCCUGGAGAUGCGGCAAACAGUGGCCCGCGGCCUUCUCCUCAUCGUCCAGGAAGCCUCAACCUGGCCCAGCAGCAACAACAAAACCAGUUCCAUAGCCAAGGUCGGGAUUCACAGGAUAACCAUGGUAGGGGAGCACGAAGAGCAAGCAGAGGCAGUAACCGGAAUGGUACGCCAGUGCGAAGAGGGAGCGACGCUCACAACUCCCACCAGAAAGAAAGCUCUCCUUCAUCGAGAUCUGUCAUGGCAUCACCUAGAGAACCCCCCGAACCUUCUCAACCAAGCAGGACUCCCUCCGCCCCAAUACCUAAUGCCGUGGCUAAGCCUCUGGCGACCCCCUACUCCUACGACUACGUUACACAGGAGUGUAUUGAGAGCUGGAUGUCGACGGGCAAGAAAAAUGUCGUCGAAGCUGGGAUCAACGCCCGGAAGACCGAGAGCGCCAUGGUUAUCUCGUCUAUCUUCCAGGAGAUUAUCCAGUCGGUUUUUGAUGGCCGAAUAUCUGCAGUCGAUGGAGGGACGUGUGUGAAGGAGAUUGUUGGCGAAGACGUGACUACUGAUGAGGCAACCGAUUCGGGUGAACCGAACAGCGCUGUGAUUCCACCUUUUGAUGCGCGUUCUCUUUUCCUCGAUACCCUCUCUAUUAUAACAGACGCAGACACCACACAUCCUAGUCUUCGCACCCUUGUCUUUUCGACAGGCAUCUCGUCCUCCUUGAUGCGACAGCAGCUCGAGACUCCCCUACUACAAUCUCUUGGCCUAAUCCGCGAUACUUUUGCUCGUAUGGGAAUUCGCAAACAAACAAAUCUUCUUUAUCGUCAGUCAAACUAUAACUUGCUACGAGAAGAAUCGGAAGGAUACUCUAAGCUGUUAACCGAAUUGUUUACGACAAGCAACAAUGAACCCCCUUCGGCCGAAGUUGUUGAAGAUACUUUUGAAAGGGUCAAAGCUAUGAUUGGAGCGUUUGACAUGGAUGUUGGAAGGGCUCUCGAUGUCACGCUAGAUGUGUUCGCCGCAGUUCUCGUGAAACAAUAUCGAUUCUUUGUCAAGUUCCUACGCGUCAGCUCGUGGUGGCCGAAGGACGAAAAUUUCCUUCGCCGGUAUUGCGGGAUCGCGGAGUCCGGUUUACCUAAAUGGGCGCUACCUGGCUCUGCUGGCUGGUCUACAACAGAAGAGGACCGGGAAGAGGCUCUUCGUAUGAACGAAAAUCGAGAUCGAGUCUUAUGGGAUAGAGCUAGGGAAGUUGGCAUCCGUGCGUUCUUCGAAAUAGGUCGGAACCAGUCAUUAGACUCAGACCAAUUAAGAUCCAUAUCCGACCUCGGAAAUAUCGUCCCGGAUGACGAUAAAGAGACUCGGGAGUGGAUAGAGCGGACGGGGACGCUACCACCGAAGGGAAAUAGGGUUGCAGCGCAACUUUUGGGAUUCAAGCUACGGUUUUACUCUUCCAAUGCUCGAAAUCCGUCUGACAUUCUACCGGACAAUCUCAUCUAUCUAGCUGCUUUGCUCAUAAAAGUUGGUUUUAUAUCUUUACGAGACCUCUACCCCCACCUUUGGCGACCUGACGAGUCUAUGGACGAGCUGAAGGAGGAGAAAAUGAAAGAAAAGGAGCAAAGAGAACUGGCAGCUAGACCUGGUGCUGGAACAAUGAACGCUUUGAUGAUGGCUGGUGCCCUAACCGACGACACUAUACCUGUACCACUUCCUAGACCUCGAGAAGCUGACACGCGCGCAGCAACCCCUGCCAAGGACCAGGACGCGGACAAGUCGGCCCAACCAAAAAUCGAAGAGAACAAAGAAGCACUACCGGAACCAACUGACCAAAAAGUACUACUAUUAAAAAGUCUGCUUGCUAUUGGCGCCUUACCAGAAUCUCUUUACAUCCUUGGUCGAUUUCCCUGGUUAUUAGAUGCAUAUCCCGAGCUCCUGGAAUAUAUCCACCGUAUAAUACACUACUCUUUGAGCAGACUUUGCGGUUUAUCGCGGCCAAUGUCGUCAAGGAAUGACAUUAAUGAUCAGAAGAAGAUCACUAGUUCAGACCAAGCAAGCCUUCCGAAGGGAAAUAUCCGUUUGGCGGAUCCCCCGCCCCGACGCGUCCUUCGCUGGGCGUUGCUGGAUAAAGAAGAUACCAACGAUGGAACCGACUAUCGAUUUUAUUGGGAUGAUUGGACUGAUAAUAUACCCAUGUGCCAGACAGUGGAUGAUGUAUUCGCUCUCUGUGAAUCAUUUUUGAAUCUCUCCGGGGUUAAAGUCGGACAAGAUCCUAGCCUAUUGACGAAAUUGGCUAGGCUUGGGAAUGAAAGUCUACUUAGCGAUCCGUCGGACUCAAACCGAACGCGAUGGCGAGAUCUUUGCAAGCGUCUCUUGGUCCCGGCUUUGAGUUUAACCAAAGCAAACCCUGGUGUUGUGAACGAAGUUUUUGCGCUCUUAAGACAUUUCUCGCGAGAUGUGAGGUAUUCCAUCUAUGCUGAAUGGUACUCUGGCCAAACUUCGCGACUUCCCGAUAUCAAAACUGCGUUCGAUCAAGCGCGAGCAGAAACGAAGGAUGCCCUUAAAAGACUAAGCAAAACCAACAUCAAGCCGAUGGCUAGAACCUUAGCCAAAAUCGCGUACGCUAAUCCGGGAAUCGUUAUCAGCGUUGCUAUAAACCAGAUCGAAGCAUAUGAGAACUUGAUUGAAGUUGUGGUAGAAUGUGCCAGAUAUUUCACGUACCUAGGAUACGACAUCCUAACCUGGUUACUAAUCAACUCUCUUGGGCAGAAGGGAAGGAGUAGGGUUCAAGAAGGAGGGCUUCUGACUAGCAGAUGGCUCAAUGCGCUUGCAUCCUUUGUCGGUAGGGUAUUCAAAAGAUAUUCUACCAUCAUGGACCCCGUUCCUGUCCUUCAAUAUGUUGGGGAGCAGCUUCGGCAAAACAACUCCACCGAUCUCGUUAUUCUAGAACAACUCAUAAGUUCAAUGGCGGGAAUCGUGACCGACACAAACUUCAACGACUCUCAAAUUCAAGCAAUGGCCGGCGGCGAACUGCUACAGUCUCAGACCAUGUUACAGCUUCUCGAUAAGCGCCACGAAUCAAAGAUAACCUCCCGACGACUUAUGAAGUCUUUGGCAGAUUCCAAACUUGCGGGACAGCUUCUCAUAUCUAUUGCGCAGGAACGGGCCACCUGUAUAUUCAAGGAAUCAGAGGCUGAUGACGAACUUAAGCUCCUUGGUAAUAUCUUUGACGAAAUCCACCGGGUUUUGACUCAAUAUAUCGACCUCCUUCGGAGCAAUUUUACAGUUGAGGAAUUUGACGCGUUCGUGCCGGACGUUGCAAGUCUCAUUGGUGACUUUGGAUUGCAGCCUGAGGUCGCGUUCUGGAUUACCCGCCCUAGUGUUGCACAUCAGAUUGCGGAAGUCGAUGCAAAGAAGCGGGAAGAGGCCGCGAAGAAGGCGGGAAGCGAAUCUAUUACUCCUGCCGUUGCGCCGUUGAAGACUCCCGAUGGCGAUGUGUCAAUGGUGGAUGAGGGUGAAGCUGUCGAGAAGAAAGAUUCAUCCGAAGAUGUGGUCAUGGCUACUGAAAAACCUGCCCCUACUUCGAAUGAUACCCAGAGUGAGGCGCCGUCGAACACGCCCAAUACGCCCCUCGCCGCUCAGCCGACCCCUGAAAAUGUACCAUGGCAUCCUGUACUUGAAGGGCUGAUGGAGAAAAUCAAAACCACAAUGCCGCGAAGUACGUGGGAAGUUGUUGGCCUUCCGUUCUUUGUCACAUUUUGGCAGCUAUCACUGUAUGAUAUUCAUGUUCCGCAACGGGCUUACGAAGAGGAACUGGAACGUCUCAAGAAGCGGAUCCAGGCUAUCUCCCAAGACCGGACUGAUGUUAGUGUGGCUGGUACUUUGAAAAAAGAUAAGGAAAAAAAGCAGAUUAACGACCUCCACGAUCGAAUUCUAGCAGAAAACAAGGCACAUCUUAAGUACUAUGGUUUAACUCGUGCACGUUUACAGAAGGAGAAGGACCGCUGGUUUGUUGGAUUGAGAGGGAAACAUGAGGCCCUUAACAUCGCGGUCAUGGAACAGUGUCUAUUGCCUCGAUUGCUUCUCUCCCCUAUUGACGCUUUCUACAGUUUCAAGAUGCUCAAGUAUCUGCAUUCGUCCGGGACACCCAAUUUUCGAACGGUGGGAUUCCUUGACCAACUGUUCCGUGAACAGCGGUUGACUGCAAUCAUUUUCCACUGUACAUCUAAGGAAGCUGACAAUUUUGGUCGUUUCCUCAAUGAGGUACUACGUGAUUUAAUGAGGUGGCAUGCCGACAAGGCUGUCUACGAGAAGGAAGCGUAUGGGACUAAAAGGGAUCUCCCAGGCUUCGCCAUGGCUGUGGACCAAGAGGGGAAGCCAAAGUCAUUUUUGGAUUAUGAGAAUUUCCGCCGAAUUCUGUACAAGUGGCACCGCAUUUUUGGCGCUUGCUUGAAGACGUGUCUUUCAGGAGGCGAGUAUAUGCAUAUUCGCAAUGCCAUCAGCGUACUGAAGGCUGUGGUUCAACAUUUCCCUGCUGUUAACUGGAUUGGCCGAGACAUGCACACCUGCGUCAACAACCUCAAGACAUUGGAUCCACGCGACGAUGUCAAAAUUCCAGCCGCCUCGUUGAUUGGGGAUCUGAAUAGAAGGGAAAAGAAGUGGUUACUUCCACAAGCGUUCAUGAUUAACGAACCGUUACCCGGUGACAAGGCCAAAGCACGCACACCGCAGCCCCGGCCAACUACUCCCAAACCUUUGAAUGCCUCUGCCCCUGACUUCAAACCACAGGGGACGUCAACCACGGUAAAUGGUGCGCGGCCUCAAGGGCCUGGAAAAGAAGUUGAAGAUGGUGAAAUCCAAGACGCGAAGACGUCGGACGCGAAUAUGAGUGAUGCAGCCACGAAACCAGAAGCUGUGAAAGGCGACACCCUACCCCAACAAGUACCUAGUGCCUCUGGCACUAGAGAACCGACUGCUCCGGGCAAACCGGACCGAGUGGAACAGAGCGAAAUUCCUGUCACGACACAAGAAGACCAGCCAGCAAAAGCAGCAAGGCCUGUGGAAGCUCCAACAAGAGCAUCCUCACAACCACCUUCGCAGCCCCCCGUGACCACCCUAACCCCCCAAGCAGAUGCACAAUCCCUUGCUCCAGGUCGUGGCUCUUCUCCCGCUCCGCCACGAGUAGUUGGUAAGCCACCUUCGGAAGCUUCCCAUCCGGCAGGCAUCCCAAAACGCCCAGAUGUCGAUCGAUACCCUCCUCAGCCUAGCCCUCCUGUCCGUGUUCAACCCAACCUCCCUAAUCAACCGGAACCUCCUCGACCCUUUAAGCAUUCUGAUGACCGUACGCCUAUGAGACCACCCGGCAUGCCCGAGGAACGAAGAGAUGCGCGGGACAACAGACAUCCGGAUCGCAUUGGGCGAUUUGGUGGACAAGAUCGUGAGAGACCAUUUGAGCAUCCUUUCUCUACCGAACUUCGAGGCCACACCCGGCCAAACGACAGGCUUGGGGACCGGGAUAGGCUUGAAGGCCCUCGGAUGGAUAAAGACUUUCCUGCACGCCCUCCCGAAGAUCACCUUGGACGUCCAAGCUACAGAGAUGCACGCCCUUCGCCGAGAGAUCAGGAAUGGUCUGAAAGGAUGAGCAGGGGAAGGAUGUCUCAAGCGGAUGCCUUCCAAUCCCGGCAAGAACCGGACCGGCCUUUCAGAGAUGGCGAUAUACAUCCAUAUCGACAGUCCAGUGUUCCUGAAUCUCACGAUCGUGACCAUCCUCUCCGCCUAUCUUACCCCGAAACCCCGUCACACCAGCGUCAUGAACAUCCAAGACCUGAACGGGAUGAUAGAAGAAGCCGUGGCUCUCGCCCCCCUAGCCCUACCAAGGGAGAUGAUUCCCGGCCUCCCAACAGACCCGAUAGGCGAAAUGAGCGCGAAGAGAGGAAACCUGCAACUUUUAAUUCUCACCCACCACGCUCAGAGGAUCUCCCGACUGGGCCAAGAGGAGACAGAGCCACUCAUCCUACGGCAGGCGAUAACCGUCAUGGCCAAGAGUCGCGAUCAACGUACCCGCCAUCGACAACAGAACCGUCAUAUGGAAGGUUGAAUCAAGAUUCAAGAUUCCCCUCGCGCCCGCAGGAGCCGUUUGAGAGGGCUCAGGAUAUCCCGUCAGGCCCUAGGAGAACUGCCUCUCAACGUGGUGGGAGAAAUCCGCCUCUAUCGCAACCACUUCCGAUUCCACCACAACCAUCAGACCGCCAGCCACCUACAGGACCAUCAAGCCGGCUAUCCACACGGAAUCCAACCCACCAGGACCAGCAGCCCGCGGUCACCGCGCCUUCUGCGCCUGUUCCGCUGGACAAAAUUGAUACAUCCGGUAUUCAUCCUGACCGCUUAAAAGCGCUUCAAACUCCCGGAGAUGAUGGAACUCAAUCAUCUUCACCUACCUCAGCUUUACCACCGUCUGGCCCACGGAGUGGUGGCUAUCCACCUUCUGGCCAUUCGCCAACUACUCGAGGACCCCCUGGAUCUACAUUUUCAGGGGAGAGGGGCCGGGGAGAUAAACGAUUUGCAGGCCUGAACAAUAUGCUUCAGCAGUUUGGCGGUCCAGCAGAUAAAGCUGGGAUGGGCACUUCGAUAAGAGGAAGGGGUGCGAAUCGCGCCGGUAGCAAUUCACUCAACGCUCCGUCGCCUCAAUCCACCCGACCGCAUACUCCUGUUGGCGGGAAGGCUGACACUUAUUCUGGUUCUGCGCCCCCAUCAGGAACAGAAAGGCCGGAGCUUUUCCCUGGUCGCUCUGAUGCCGCACCACCACCUCCACAAGACGAACCUCGUGGACCUGGUAGAGCUGGUCGGAGAAGUGAAAUUAUAGAGGAGGCCCCCCGCCACUCUAGCGGUACUCGCACUCCAGAUCGGGAGAGGGAUCGUGAACGCGACCGUGAGAGAGAACGCGAGAGAGAAAGUGAACGGGAACACCGAGAUCGGGACCGGGAGCGCGAUGCCACUCGUCGAGGCGAAGAGGACAGCGUAAGACCAAGCACGAAACGGGACGAGUAUCGAGAACGCGAUCGAGGUCGUGCAACAGAAACCAGCAGCCGGGACCAGGCUCGCGGUUCACGAGAAUCUUCAUCACGAAGAGGCGCACAGAGCUCGAGCGCAAAUAGAGAGCCAGUCUCCGCUAGCAGGCGGAGAGACAAGCGAGAACGUGACUCAGGUACCCAAGAGAGCCAAAGCCGUGGCGGUAAACCUGACAUAACCCCGCAACCUCCUCCACCUCCUCCGCCUCCUCCACCACCACCACCAAACGAUCCGGAAGGCCGGAGAUGGAGUAGUGGUGGUCGAGGUGACGAUCGCAACAGAGAUCGUGAGCGAGACCGGGACCGGGACCGCGAUCGCGAUCGCGAGCGUGAACGGGAUCGAGAGCGCCGAGACGCUGGUAGCGGACGUGGAGGCAAUGGUGGUGCUGGUGGCACAGGCGGCAGCGGCAACGGGGGAGGCACUUGGCCCCGGAAACGUGGAAGACCCACUGGUGCCAACGUGGAUGACCGACCUAACGUUGCCCCCUCCGCUAGGCACGGAGGUGAAAAUAAGAGGCCCAGGCGUGGGCAUUGAUCGCUUUUUGAUUAUUUUUCCUAAAAGUGUCUUAACGGUAUUACUUCGCUACAGACCAGUUUUCUCUUCUCUUUUCUAUCCAUUCCUUUGUGCCAUUUUAUUGCUCUUUCCUUUGUGACAUUUUGCAGCUCCAUAAUCAUGAUGGGAAUCAUUUAAGAUCAUUUUCUUUUUUUCACUCAGAAGACACAUUAGGCGGUAUUAGAAUGGGAUGUAUGAACAUUAGGUAUGAACAUUCGCCAAAAAAACCUUUUGUUGUCGUUUCGCUUGUUGGGCCUGAGUUUGUUUGGCGCCCCUUUUUUGUCCCUCUAUUUCUCCUGUAACCGUCAUAUUUAGGGUUAUAUAUCAAGCAUGUCAACCCAUUCCUACCAGCUCCUAGUUAAUCUAAAAUAAAUACAUCUUCGCUCGCUUUCCAUAUUUAUUAUUUAUUCCCCUCCCUUCGCCCGCUUGUGGUAUUAAUAUAUAUCAUAUUUCGCAAUACUUCGGGUUGAUGAGUUACCCACCCGCCGCGCAGCUCCUCGCAACACUUUUUUACCAUGACUCAGCUCCCCUUUAAAGGAUUUGAUAGCGCGGUAUAUAACUAGUUCUCCUAUUCUAGAACGAAUGAAUGGCUUCGACAUGGCCCAGGUUAAGGCUAGCACACAGAUUACAAGCAACAUAAGAAUUCUC